Molecule: messenger RNA, 1326 nt
Organism: Ochlerotatus camptorhynchus
Lineage: Eukaryota; Metazoa; Arthropoda; Insecta; Diptera; Culicidae
Exons: 4
Coding region: 1-1326 (441 amino acids)
Source: RefSeq, a predicted model, not a curated record
AUGAGCUGGAUACAAAAGGAGUUCCUAAUGUGGCCAAAGUCAUUGAACAACGAGAAGAUCGAUAAGAUGCGGAAGGAAGGGACGAUUUUUAAAGCAAUCGUUGGCAAAGAGAAACAAGCUUGCAGUUCCCGAAGCUCGUUUCAGAAAGUUAAAGCACUAUCGGUUGAGCCACCGGAAAAACUGGUCCGUCCACCACAGCCAUUGGAACCAGUCAUCAAUAUUCGCCCUGAUACGCCACCGGAAAAUCUAAUCCGUCCUCCACAGCCAAUGGAACCGGUGAUCAAUAUUCGGCGGGAUGUGACAGCUCCAAGGGAUGAUUUCCAAUCAUUUCUUCAACCAUCUGCCACAACCACAACGAUUGCCCAGACAUCUGCGGAAAUAGCGAGAGCAGUUCAAAUUGUGCAGCAGUCAUCAACAUCAAACGUUGUCCAGGAACCAAUACUACGUAUGCCGGAGGAUUUCAUGCUUCAACAGAUCCAGUUGAAACCGCUGGAAACUACUAGUUCCCUUCCAGGUGAAGAUACCGAUGAAGUUGAAACUGCAACGGACCUAGAUGCACUUAUUAAACAAAAUAUUUUCGAUGCAGUCAAUGAUGCAAUGCGGAGCUAUCUUGACAUACACAUCGAAAACAUAGUAGAACGUGCGGUAAAUGCAGCUGUCGAUAGAAGUUUUGCGACUAAUUUUGCUCGUCUAGCAGCCAUGACGGAGGUAUUGAAUAAAACGGCAUCCAAAGACGACACAGUUAUCGAGUUACGAUCACCUGUUGAUACUGAGAAGCAUGUUACCGAUUGGAAUGCUGAGUUGACAAAUGAUGCUCUUCAAAUGAAAUAUAUGGAAUUUUUCUCCCGAAUUAUUGUUCCUAAUUCGUACGUGGAAAAAGGAGAUAACGCGUUUUACGUCAUUGCAGAUUGUCUAUUCACUAGACAAUUUUGGAAUCGAUUUACUUGGACAGGCGUGAACAGAGGACAUAAAUCCAAACGAGGCUUCCGUGAAUUUGGAAACGUCACGGAACUGCUUUUAAAACUUAUUCAGAUUGGUGACCCCACAUAUACAAAACAGCAGUUGGAGAAGUUUUGUAAAACGCGCUUAUUUAGACAUGCUAAGACACGAUCUGCUAACAAAAUGCUGCGAAAGUCAUCUUGUCGUACUAAGCGAGGUGUUAAAAGGUCAAAGCCUCAUCAUGAAGGUGCUAUGAAUGUUACAGACGACAUCGAACUUGAUGACAAUGGCUCUGAUGGUGAGGAUAUGGAUAACUUUGAGAACACAGGGUCAAUUCAUCAACCAAACGACACUGAUACAUCUGAAGGCAAUGAUGGAGACUUCUAA